This is a messenger RNA of Vigna radiata var. radiata (mung bean), 1371 nucleotides long. RefSeq names its product anthocyanidin 3-O-glucoside 2''-O-glucosyltransferase. The record is from RefSeq and is a predicted model, not a curated record. The coding region runs from base 1 to 1371 and encodes 456 amino acids. The transcript has a single exon. NCBI's taxonomy places the organism in Eukaryota, Viridiplantae, Streptophyta, Magnoliopsida, Fabales, Fabaceae. Gene Ontology annotation, molecular function: UDP-glycosyltransferase activity.
AUGGAUAUACCAUCGCACAUAGUGAUGUUUCCAUGGUUUGCCAUGGGACACUUAACCCCGUAUCUUCAUUUCUCCAACAAGUUAGCAAGUAGAGGAUACAAAAUCUCCUUCUUCAUCCCCAAAAAAACACAAACCAAGUUGCAACAUCUCAACCUUCACCGACAUCUCAUCACCUUUUUUCCCAUCACAGUUCCUCCUGUUCAUGGCCUUCCUCAUGGCGCUGAAACCACUUCAGACGUCCCAUUCUCUUUGUUCCCACUUAUUGCCACAGCUAUGGAUCACACAGAGAAGGACAUAGAACUUCUCCUAAUGAAUCUGAAGCCACAAAUUGUCUUUUUCGAUUUCCAACAUUGGCUACCAACCUUGGCACGAAAGUGGGGCAUCAAGUGCAUGCAAUACUUCAUAGUUAAUCCGCUAUCAGUAGCUUACUUUUGGAACGGACCAAGGAAGAGCCAAGGAGGAGAAUUAACUGAUGUUGAUCUCAUGAAGCCACCUGAGGGGUUCCCUGAUUCAUCCAUCAAGCUUCAUGCGCAUGAAGUUCGAUUCCUUGCUGCCACAAGAAAGCUAGAGUUUGGAAGGGAUGUUCUUUUGUACGAUCGUUGGGGCAAAGGUACAAGCUUAGCAGAUGCAAUUGGAUUCAAAGGCUGCAGAGAAAUUGAUGGGCCAUAUGCAGAAUAUCUAGAAACUGUGUAUGGAAAACCUGUUUUGCUUUCAGGGCCUCUUUUACCUGAGCCACCGAACUCUACAUUGGAGGAAAAAUGGGUUGCAUGGCUUAGUGGUUUCAACCAUGGUUCUGUUGUGUUCUGUGCAUUUGGAAGCGAAAGCCCCUUACCAGAAAAUCAGUUUCAAGAGUUGUUGCUUGGUCUAGAACUAACAGGUUUUCCAUUUCUUGCAGCAUUUAAGCCUCCCAAUGGAUUUGAGUCUGUUGAAGAAGCUCUGCCAGAUGGGUUCAGAGAAAGGGUUAAAGGAAGGGGGAUUGCAUAUGGAGGUUGGGUGCCACAGCAAUUGAUCUUGGAACAUCCUUCUGUUGGAUGUUUCAUAACACACUGUGGAGCUGCUUCUCUAACAGAGGCUCUUGUGAAUAAGUGUCGGUUAGUGUUUUUACCUCGGUUGGGUGCUGAUCACGUCAUCAAUGCAAGAAGUCUGAGUAGAAAAUUGAAGGUUGGGGUGGAAGUGGAGAAAGGUGAAGAAGAUGGUUUGUUCAGCAAAGAAAGUAUAUGUAAAGCAGUGAAAAGCUUGAUGGAUGAUGAUAGUGAGGUUGCAAGAGAAGUGAGACAAAAUCAUGCCAAACUCAGGAACUUCUUACUGAGUGACAAUUUAGAGUCCUCUUGUGUAGAUCUUUUCUGUCAACAACUUCAAAAUUUACUAUAA